UGAUGCUCUAGUCCCCGCCUUCUGUCAUAGUAUUAAUUUCGCAGGCAGACACGCUCUAGGAUUUACUGCACGGAGAACAGACACAGUUUGACACUGAACUGGACCAAUAACUUCUGCAAAAAUGGUUGAUGCUUUCUGUGCUACAUGGAAACUGGUCGACAGCCAGAACUUUGAUGAAUACAUGAAGGCACUUGGGGUUGGUUUUGCCACAAGACAAGUGGGCAAUGUCACCAAACCGACAGUAGUGAUCAGCCAGGAUGGAGACAAAGUGGUGCUAAAAACCCUUAGUACCUUCAGAAACACUGAGAUAUCUUCCAAACUGGGAGAGGAGUUUGAUGAGACCACAGCUGAUGACCGGCAUGUUAAAUCUACCUUCACCAUGGAAGGAGAUAAACUUGUGCAAGUGCAGAAGUGGGAUGGCAAGGAGACCAAGUUUGUCAGAGAAAUCAAGGAUGGCAAGCUGGUGGCGACUUUGACUUUUGAGGGAGUCGAGGCAGUCCGCACAUAUGAGAAAGCCUAACUUUACCAUCUACUCGACUGUGCAAAUCCUCCCUGCACUGCAAUCAAAUUUGUAUUUUUGGAUGUUUGAAACAGUAUGCAGUGAUAUGCAAUUGUCACAUGAGAUAAAUAUUUUGGGAAAACAUUUGUAAGAUAUUUUGUAAGAAUUACAGACUGUGAAGGGCCUAAAACGGUUUACUUCUGUGUAUCACAUGUGAAAAAGGGAAAAAUAAACUGCUUGACCUAAACCUUC
This is a messenger RNA of Etheostoma spectabile (orangethroat darter), 751 nucleotides long. Its product is annotated as fatty acid-binding protein, brain. Gene Ontology annotation, molecular function: lipid binding. The coding region runs from base 122 to 520 and encodes 132 amino acids. Lineage: Eukaryota; Metazoa; Chordata; Actinopteri; Perciformes; Percidae. The transcript is spliced from 4 exons. The record is from RefSeq and is a predicted model, not a curated record.